Ceutorhynchus assimilis (cabbage seed weevil) is the source of this 2526-nucleotide messenger RNA. The record is from the annotation of a GenBank genome assembly. Lineage: Eukaryota; Metazoa; Arthropoda; Insecta; Coleoptera; Curculionidae.
UGUUGUUAUGGGUCGUCCGUCGGCGGCUCAGUCACUCUCAGUCGUCUUUGUGCGUCCGCAACGAUGAGGCGGCAUUUAACGGACGUCCACGCCGGCGGCGUCGACGUCGGCUACGUCGCGACGAAGUGCUUCUUCUUAACUGUCAUCGUCACUUUUUUUGGUUGUCACGUGACUUCUGGUCUUCAGACGCUACCAGAUACUGGAGGUAUCAACGGUCAACUUACCGCCAAUCAUUCCGUCGAUCAUUUCUUUUCGCUUUGGCUGGUUUUUAUCAAUGAUGAUGUCAAAAUAUCAGAUAAGCCCUUUACGAUAUUUGCACCAAAAAAUCGCCCAUCAGAAAAAGUACGGGAUCGUUUACGGAACUCAAGCGAUAUAGAAUUGUUCAAGAAAUUGUUGAUGGACCAAGUGAUAUUGGGAACUAAAGUGAACCUGAGUAAUUUAGAUGAGAACAAGAUCUAUUCUACUUUGGGUGGGACAAAUGUCACUAUAUAUCGUGAUAAUGAGGGAGCGAUUAGGGUUAAUAAUGCCACGGUAUUGGAGAAAGAGAUUGAGAUUCCUAAUGGCAUUCUCGUUAUCGUCGACAGCUAUCUAUUCGAUGAAGAUGAACCGGCGAUCAGCAGGAACGUAUCGGCCCGUGAGGCCCCAUCGGCCAUCAGACCUCUGGCAUUCCGUACCCAAAAACCGGCGAAUAUCGGACCGUCAGUUUCCAAUAUCAAGAGUCAAUCGAACGCGUCGUUUGUGGAGAACGUGAUGGAAGUGCUGUCGUUUCUCAAGAGUCGGGUCAGGGUAUUCCAGCACUUCGUAUCCAGGUCGAACGUUUCGGGAUUGUUAAAAGAAGGCGAAGAGUAUACAGUGUUCGUCCCGACGGAUCACGCGUUCCAAAGAUGGCACCCCAUCGACUGGGGAUUUUAUCCGUUCAGCGUGCCAGAGUUCACCGAGAGCGUCAUCGUUAAUCAUUUCGUUAGGGGCAGGCUCAAACAGGACACUAUCAAGGACGGUCAAGUGGUGCAAACGCUCGGAGGAAGGGAGAUACUUUUUAGGAGGACUCCUAAUUUAACAGUGAACGGAGCAACGAUAGUGAAAGGCGACACGCCAGUGGAAAAGGGCAAUAUCAUGUUCAUCGGCGAAGUAUUGUUUGUCAGCGAAUCUGUCGUUUCGAAAUUACACCAACAGCAUCGGGACAAAGAAACGCCGCCUUUAUUAGCAUUCCCGUGGUUCGGCGCCCAAUUUUUAUCGCACGCCUUUUUAGCCCUCGAAAGGGAUAAACGGUUUACCCACAUAACAAGAUUCCUGAACUUAGCAGAUUUAGCACCGCACGUUUCAGGCGCCGGCUACACGUUUUUCGUUCCAACCGACACGGCUUUUGAAGAAUUGGGCCUGGACAAAAUGCCCGACAACUAUCUGUCAAACGGAGAAGGCUUACAAAUUUUACUCAACCAUUUCGUCAAAGGCCGAUUGUACGACAAGGACUUGAAAAGUGGAACUGCAUUGGUGACUUUGGGCAAUCAGACUUUGAAUGUCAACAGAACAGCUAACAAAGUUCAUAUCAAUGAAGCCUUGAUAGUUGAAAGUGAAGUCUUCGUCUACAAUUUAGGCACGAUGUUCUACAUAGACAAAGUCCUCUACAAUACUUUGAAAGUGGUACCAAUCAAACCUCUUGGAGGCGAUAUUCAAACAAGUACUAAAGCUCCUUCAACUUCAACAACACCAAGCGAAAUUGAAUAUUCUACUGUUGAAGAUAUCGACUCUGUAACAGGAGAGUUGGUAGAAGAACACGAACCAGAAGUACUUUUUGGAGACGGUACCCAAGAAACUGACGAUAAAAGUGAAUAUACGACUUUGGGGCCUUCUCAAAACAUUUCGUCGCCAAAAUAGAUUAAUUAGAGUAUACCUAUUGUAUAUAUAAUACGUAAUUAUUUCCAACAUAACAGAAAAAAAUAAUAGCUUUGUAAAGAAAUUAUUUGUUAAAUAAAUAUCAUAUCAUGCUACAACAAUGUGUAUAGAUUAUUAACAAAAGGCUAAAACAUGCGUGAAAGUUUUGUACAGUUUUUUGGGAUAUCAAGAUCCCUUUUUAUUGAUUUUGAUGUAGCAAAAAAAUAAUAAUUUUUCUAAUAUUUGACUGAUCAAUGUUAGCGUUUUUGCAUAAAGCAAAGCAAUUUGUUUACCUAUAUUUAUAAAAUGAAAAAUAAAAAUAACUCUAGUUAUACAAUGUUAAAUUGUCUUUAUCCAAGAUUUAAAGAAAUGUUCCACUGUGUAUUAAUAAUAAUAAUAAUCUAUUAUUUAGUAGAAUAAUAUUAAUAUAAUAAACCAAUUUUUAAUAGUGUGUAAUUUAUUAUUAUGUACCUAAGUGUUUUAUUUAUAAUAAUAAUAAUAAUAAUAUUAUACAGAUCUUAUUUUAGUACCUACCAUUAACUAUUUGCUGCAUUUUCAUUGAAUAAAUAUUUAAUUUCAAGUUGUCUUUCUAUCUGACCAAUCAAUCAACGAUGUUACCUACCGUUAUUUCUAAUAGUAGCUUCAUUCCCUUAU